Messenger RNA from Amoebophrya sp. A120, 600 nucleotides. The record is from the annotation of a GenBank genome assembly. NCBI's taxonomy places the organism in Eukaryota, Dinophyceae, Syndiniales, Amoebophryaceae.
GUUCAUGGUGCUGUGGUGAAUUACGCAAGUUGCCGCAGUUCCGACGAAAGGACCACUGUAGUAUCCGAUGCUGCGAAGGUGGAAGUAGGGGGAAGGACAUGCAAGAAACCGCGGAAAAAUGUUGAAACCAUUUUAAACGCGAACAACAAAAACAAUAAUGAGCAGAGUAUUGGUUUCUUUAAUACAACUGCUAACACGACAACAAGAGCUUCCACAACAACAGCCUGGAGGCAGGCGUCCAACCAGCGGCGGAUGAAGAAGCGGCAAAGAUUAUUAAAAUGAAAAGAGCACCAGCUUCCGCUUUCCACACAGAAAGUAAAUAAUUUUUUUUCUUGCAAGAAACGAAUGCGAUGCAUAUUAUCAUGCGGCUGGUGAUCGAUCGCUCAUAGUGUGGCGCCGUUCAGCAACUACACAGACUUGCGCUAAUCCGGCUGGGAAUUAUAAACAAGUUGUUGAAAUAAAGCUGGGUGCCGGCAUCAAGUGUUUACUUAUUCCAGUAGGAUGAACUUUUGCAAAAAUCAGUAUCAGAACACUUCCACACUCGCCGAUUGAUCGUGGGGGCGCUUUUCGUUGUGAUAGAGUUCUGGCUACUGUGCGGAC